AAACUACAAGAACCGAAACGUCCAUCCCGAGGUGGCAACACUGACUGGCUGAGUUCCCCGAGUGGCCGUGUGUCUCCUCCCUAAGACCUCCUAUUUUAAAGCAUGACCACGCCGUUCUCCUGCAACCCCUUCGUCUUUCUCGACAUCCAGCAUGGAGAGGAAGUCUUGGGUCGCAUCGUGCUGGAGCUCUUCGCCGGCACAUGCCCGAGGACCACCGAGAACUUCCGAGCGCUAUGCACCGGGGAACGCGGCAUUGGCACCAAGGGGCGGCCGCUGCACUACAAGGAAUGCACCGUGCACAGGAUCAUCGAGAACUUCAUGAUCCAGGGUGGCGACUUCACCAACCACGACGGGACGGGCGGCGAAAGCAUCUACGGCGAGAAGUUUGAGGACGAGAACUUCACCCACAAACACUCCAGCGCCGGGAUACUGUCCAUGGCCAACGCCGGGCCGGGGACCAACGGAUCACAGUUCUUCAUCACCCUGGCCGCCACGCCGCACCUGGACGGCAAGCAUGUGGUGUUCGGGCGUGUGGUGAAGGGCAUGGGCGUGGUCAAGGUGCUAGGCAAGGUCAAGACGGAUGGGGACCGCCCUGUUGAGAGAGUCCUAAUUGCAAACUGUGGGGAAUUCAGUCCUGGCGAAGGAUUUGGGAUCGUGGACGAGGACGGCACUAAGGAUGUCUACCCUCAGUUCCCGGAGGACUCGGAUGUGCCAUUUGGGGAGGCUAAGAUGAGCGAGUUGGUGGGCGUGGUAAAUGACAUCAAGGACGCCGGGAACACCUUCUUCAAGAGCCAGGACUACCCCAUCGCUGUCUUCAAGUACAAGAAGAGCCUGAGCUACAUACAACACAUCCGCGAGCAGUGUCUAGAGCAGCGGAAAGAGGACUUCACAGCGGAUGACGUGAUUAGCCUGAAUGCUGUGGCCGUGUCCUGCUACCUCAACCACGCCCUGUGCUCCUGCAAGAUGGGGCGCUUCGACAAGGCCAUCGUGGACUGUAACAAGGCUGCGGAGAUUGACGAAACCAACCCCAAGGUAUUCUUCCGUCGAGGGCAAGCCUACCACCUUAGCAACGACAUGGAGGCAGCGCGCGCCGACCUCCAGAAGGCGAAGGAGCUUGAACCCAACGACAAGGGGAUCAUAAAGGAGUUGGAAGCUGUUACCAAGAAGAUCAGACUGCAGAGGGAGAAGGAAAAGAAGAUCUACUCGAAGUUGUUUGAGUAGCGUAUGUAGUUCUCUCUUUUUCCCUUCUCUUUCUCUUUUCUCUUUUUUUCUCUCCUUGCGACUACACUGCCAAUCUCUCUCCUCUUCUGCCCUCUCAGUCUCCUCUCCCUUCUCUCUCUACCUUGUUCUCUCUUCUCUCUCUCCUCUCCUCUCUCUGCUACACUGCCAUUCUCUCCACCCUGUUCUUCCUUCCCCUUUCCUCUCCUCUCCUUUUCUACCCUGUUUGUCUUCCUCCUCCUUCCUCUCUUGUUGGCCAGUCUCCUCCCACCUCUCCUUUCUCUUCCUUCCUUCCCUCCCUUGUCUAUCUCCCUUUCUCCUUCUCUCUCAGUCUCCUCAUCACAUACCCUCCCUUCCUUCCCUUCCCUGUCUUUCCCAAUCCCUUGUCAAUCUCCCUUUCUCCUUCCUUCCUCCCUCGGUCAAUCUUCUCCCUCCCUUCCUUUCCCUUCCUUCCCUCCCCAGUCUAUCUCCCUUUCUCCUUCUCUCUCAUUUAGUGUCCUCCUCACAUACCCUCCCUUCCUUCCCUUCCCUGUCUUUCCCAAUCCCUUGUCACUCUCCCUUUCUCCUUUCUUUCUCUCCCUUUCCCUUCCUUCCUCCCUCAGUCAGUUUUCUCCCUCCCUUCCUUCCUCCCUCAGUCAGUCUUCUCCCUCCCUCCCUCCCUCCCUUCCAAUCUUCUCUCCCUAUCCCUGUUUCGACGAAGUGCUUCUUUUUACGUUAAUUUAAAUGUGAGCGCGCGGGUAGCAAGCGUUUUUUUGUACCAGAUGCUUGGCAGAGUUAAGUUAAGCAAGGUUGUGGCCAUGCAGUUGACGCCCUGACAGAGGAGUGCUUCUUGUGGCCUGGCUUGGCGUCGUCGAUGUUAUUUAUAUGGAGUCGGUUGGUGUGUGUGUCUGUGUGUGUGAAUUGUGCUGUGCCGAGGCGAUGGUGUGUUUUUGUACCUUGAUUGUCAUACGGGAUACUACACAUAAAGCGACAAAAGUA
This is a messenger RNA of Eriocheir sinensis (Chinese mitten crab), 2196 nucleotides long. Its product is annotated as peptidyl-prolyl cis-trans isomerase D-like. Gene Ontology annotation, molecular function: protein binding; peptidyl-prolyl cis-trans isomerase activity. Gene Ontology annotation, biological process: protein peptidyl-prolyl isomerization; protein folding. NCBI's taxonomy places the organism in Eukaryota, Metazoa, Arthropoda, Malacostraca, Decapoda, Varunidae. The transcript is spliced from 7 exons. Bases 103 to 1221 code for a protein of 372 amino acids. The record is from RefSeq and is a predicted model, not a curated record.